Molecule: messenger RNA, 312 nt
Organism: Pyricularia grisea
Lineage: Eukaryota; Fungi; Ascomycota; Sordariomycetes; Magnaporthales; Pyriculariaceae
Exons: 2
Coding region: 1-312 (103 amino acids)
Cellular component (GO): nucleus; cytoplasm
Molecular function (GO): protein binding
Source: RefSeq, a predicted model, not a curated record
AUGCUGGUUUUCGAAUUGGGCCACAAAGAGAUUGUGCAAAUCCUGAUCGAUAGCGGUGCAGACGUCAAUGCUCAGGGCGGCGAAUACGGCAACCAUCUCCAAGCCUCUUCAUAUAAAGGCUGCAAAGAGAUUGUGAAGAUUCUCGUUGAUAACGGUGCAAUGCCCAAGGUGGCCGAAAUUGUGCAAACUCUCGUCGAUAACGGUGUGGACGUCAAUGCCCAAGGCAGCGAAUACGGCAAUGCUCUCGCAGCGGCUGCAUUUCGAGGCCACACAGGUCUGGCGGUGCUAGCAUUUGAUAUCAAACACAUGUAG